AUGGCACAAUCAUUGAGAAAAGCCCAAUUAUCACGUUCUUGCUACAUCAAGAGAUAUUUGUUGUUCUCCCAUGUGGUGCCAAUCACCCAGAGAAAUUCCUUAAGACCAAUUUAUCAAUUAGAGUUUACUUUCUACCAUAGUUUAGGAAAGUUCCGAGAGCCUGAUUUACGCUUUGAACUUUAUCAAAAGCCCACUAUCCAACAUUUAUGUACUAGUGUUCAACCAGAAAGGUUGUGCUGGGAAGGAUCUUCUCAUGAUGUUUUGCUUAAAAAGCUUGAGAUUGCUUUGAAGAAUUAUCAAGUGGAUGAAGCAUGGGACGCCUAUAAGGAUUUCAAAAGCCUAUAUGAUUUUCCUAGCCACUCUCUCAUGAAUAAGCUUAUGACUGUGUUGUCAUACUCCUCUGAGCCCAAAUGGCUUAAAAGGAUGUGCGAUUUAGUCGUUCUAAUUCGAAUAGAGAAGCCAAAUUUGCUUCCUCUGGAUUUAUUGAGGAAGCUCGCUAUUUCCUGA
Ilex paraguariensis (yerba mate) is the source of this 507-nucleotide messenger RNA. Lineage: Eukaryota; Viridiplantae; Streptophyta; Magnoliopsida; Aquifoliales; Aquifoliaceae. The record is from the annotation of a GenBank genome assembly.